Arabidopsis thaliana (thale cress) is the source of this 452-nucleotide messenger RNA. It is a transcript of the gene LCR60, whose product is annotated as low-molecular-weight cysteine-rich 60. The transcript is spliced from 2 exons. Bases 75 to 329 code for a protein of 84 amino acids. Lineage: Eukaryota; Viridiplantae; Streptophyta; Magnoliopsida; Brassicales; Brassicaceae. The record is from RefSeq and is marked reviewed. Gene Ontology annotation, cellular component: extracellular region.
ACUAUUAGUGAUUUUUGUUUAUGUGUUAAAAGGUUUACUGUUAGUAAAAUAUUAAGAGAAGGAAGCAAAGAAAUAUGGCAAAGGCAUCUUCUACACUUGUUCUCUCAAUCAUCUUCCUUGUUAUGUUUGCCUUAGUUGAGCAAAAUAUGGGAUGCACAGCGACUAUGGGACCAUGCGAAAAGGAUAAAAGCUGUAGUGCCACAUGCAGAGCUACGUUUGGAGAUAGGGCUAAUGGCUUCUGCGACUACAGUACUAGUACUAGUCCUGGUGGAGAAUGUACUUGCGUCUACCAUUGUCCGCCUGUGGUGCCUCAUGAAUCCCAUUUGUGAUUUCUACUUUGAAAUAUUUUCAUUUCUUCAAUAUAUGUUGAAAUUAAAAGUUGAAAUAUCCAAAUUAUGUAUUAGCAAUUUCUACUCAUCGAGUUUUAAUAAGAAAUGAAAUAAGACCACAUC